Microthlaspi erraticum is the source of this 693-nucleotide messenger RNA. The record is from the annotation of a GenBank genome assembly. NCBI's taxonomy places the organism in Eukaryota, Viridiplantae, Streptophyta, Magnoliopsida, Brassicales, Brassicaceae.
AUGGAUAGAAUCAGCAAUUUACCAGAUUCUCUAGUAACUAAAAUUCUCUCUUACCUCCCGACAAAAGAUUCUGUUAAGACAAGCGUUUUGUCGAAGGGAUGGGAAUCUGUCUGGCUUAGGGUUCCUGCACUUGACUUGAGGUAUUAUGAUUUUCCCGACGGCCAAGCCAUGGAGAGCUUCAUCGACAAAUUUCUGGAGGUUAACAAAUACUCAGAACUGCAAACUUUUAUGAUAGAAUCCAACCGUUAUGAUCUAAUCGUGGAUUGGAUUUGUAGACCAGCUGAUCGUAGAUUUCACGAAUUAGAUGUGUCUCAUGUAAUUAGAAAGGCUCCUAAUAAUGUCACUCAGAGCAUUUACAGGAGCAACACACUGGUCUCUUUAAAGCUCGUAACCGUAGGACUCGAGACUCCAAAGUGUAGUGUCUAUCUACCUUGUCUAAAGAUCAUGUAUACUGACGACGUUUGGUUUGAUUGUGAUGAUACUUUGACAAUGGAGAAGAUCAUCGCAGGUUGUCCUGCGCUAGAAGACCUUACGGUGAUUAUUAGCAGGCAUGAUGAAUCUUGUAAGCCAUAUUAUCUGAAGCAUCUGCGCGUGAGGUCUCAGAUUCUUAAAAGAUUUCGUUGGGGUGGUAAGAAUUGUUCAGUUGAGAUUGAUGCUCCGAGUCUCGAGUAUAUGAGUUAUAGAGAUAAUUAG